This is a messenger RNA of Physella acuta, 1375 nucleotides long. Its product is annotated as mite allergen Der f 3-like. Gene Ontology annotation, molecular function: serine-type endopeptidase activity. The record is from RefSeq and is a predicted model, not a curated record. Lineage: Eukaryota; Metazoa; Mollusca; Gastropoda; Physidae. Gene Ontology annotation, biological process: proteolysis.
AUGACCACCAGACUAGUCACCUUGACCGUGUACGCACUGCUGGUGUGUACCAAUGUACACGCCUUGACCAAGGUGGAGACGGCCAGGUCCAUCGACGACCUCCGGUACGUCCUGGGCUCCAACUACAAGUUGUUUGUGGCGUCUUACUGGCGCUUUUUGAUCUCCUCUUGUGACGUGCUAGGGGAUAAAAUGUUAGAGGACCUUUCCAAUGGAUACUUGGAGAAAUAUUGUCUAUUUGUAAACAAAUGUCCAGACCUGUACAUAACCCAGUCUUGCCUCAUCACCACCGUCGCUUUCUCUAUUCGAGUCACGUGUUGUCCAGUUUCAGAUUUGCAAACAGAUUUACAGAAGAUUACUACAACUGAAAUGCCGAUAGUAAACAAAGAGCCGCCAGCCUCGACAGCCUCCACAGAGAGAGCCUGCAGUAAUGGCGUUGUGCCGGUGUUCUCUAAGAUCUACGGGGGUACGGCCACAGAGAGGGGGGAGUUCCCCUGGAUAGCCAUGCUCCUGGUCAACGGGGUAUUAGAAUGCAGCGGCAUAAUCUUAGACUACACGCACCUGCUGACCGCCGCUCACUGUUUCUUUAGCGACUCAGCAAAAUACGAAGUUGUAGCAGGCAAAUACAACCGGAGCCCCGACGUCUCAGAGGUGGGCGCGCAGAGGGUUCGUGUCAAAUCCUAUAAACUCCACGAGAACUACAAUCAGAAAACCACCAAUAACGACAUAGCGAUGAUAACCCUAGAGUCGCCACUCCAAUGGUCCGAGUACGUGAACUUUGCCUGUUUACCUCGACCUGAACACAAGGCAGAGGCAAGGUGUAUGGUGGCUGGUUGGGGCUACAUUAACUCAGGCAACAUGUACCCAGAAGUGCUGAUGAAGACGGAACUGGAUGUCUACAACUCGACUCAGUGCCUGAAGAUCUUUAACCAGACGGCCCAGCCGCCCGGGAUCCUGUCUACCAUCUUGAACGAGGGUACCAUUUGUGCGGCAAAUGGAACCUCUGGAGGGAAGGAUGCCUGUGGGGGUGAUUCCGGUGGGCCUCUCAUGUGUGUUCAAAGUUCGGCAAAUGGACCAGCUUACUUUGUUUACGGUAUCGUCUCCAAUGGCAACGGAUGCGCCAAGGUUGGCGAGCCCGGGAUAUACACCAACGUGCCGUACUACUUAGACUGGAUACGUAAAAACAAGAACUGAUCGAACGAAAAAAACAACAACUUGGAACGUUUAGGGCAGAUGACUAAGAGUGCUCAACGCAAAAUGUUUUCAAUUGCUCAAUGUUCACAGGCAAUUUUUAAUCAGGGUCUACAAAACAUGAGGGUAUCUUAGAUUUUUUCGCGUAGCAAAACUGUAGUUAAAUAUUGUUAAUGUCACAGAUUUU